CAAUCUCAUCCUCUGUGGCCUGAGCCUUCUGACCCCUCUCGCUCUUCCGACCUCAAAACAUAACAAUAAUCCAAGCCACGAUUAAAGAGUCUCUCUUCCACAGCACCAAUGGCCCCUAAGAAAGUAGAAGCCAAGAAGCCGGAGCCCAAAAAGCCUGAGCCGAAGAAGCCUGAGCCGAAAAAAGAGGCCGAACCAGCACCACCUCCCGCCGCUCCGGUCGAACCCGAGCCACCUAAAGAACCUGCGUUUGACCCCAAGAGCGUGAAGGUGGAGUUCACUGCUGACCAGAUCGAGGAGUUCAGGGAAGCAUUUCAGCUGUUUGACCGCACACCGAAGAAUGAGAUGAAGAUCACGUACGCGCAGUGCGGAGACGUGAUGAGGGCGCUCGGUCAGAACCCCACCAACGCCGACGUCCUCAAGGUCCUCGGAAAACCACGGCCUGAGGAGAUGAACAGCAAAAUGCUGGACUUUGAAACCUUCCUGCCCAUGCUGCAGCACAUCUCCAGGUCCAAGAAUAAAGGCGGCUUCGAGGACUUUGUUGAGGGCCUGCGGGUCUUUGAUAAAGAAGGCAACGGAACCAUCAUGGGGGCAGAAUUGCGUCACGUCCUGGCGACGCUCGGAGAGAGGAUGACCGAGGAUGAGGUGGAUCGACUCAUGGCUGGGCAAGAGGACGCCAACGGGUGCAUCAAUUACGAAUCUUUUGUCAAACAUAUUCUCUCUGGUUGAGGUGGACUUGGGAUAAAAAUGUUCUUAGGAAAUAUAGUUUAAGCAUUAUAAAGGUUUAUGAUGUAUUAGUUGCAGCUUAAUGUAAUAGUUUGUAGUUUUCUAGACAAACAUGUCUAUUACAAGAGACAAUCACAAGAGACUGUUUACUUUUCCAAAUAUUUAAUUGCAUAUGUUUACCAGAAUCCAUGCAAUUAUACAUUCACUCCUACAUGUAAGGAAUAAAACAUGACUGGCAUGUCAUGAAGCUUUUUAUUCCUUUUAUUCCACAACAAUUUCUGCAAAAAUUGCCAAUGAUUAGAAUUUUUUAUUUAUUAAAGAGCAACAUGUCAUAUUUAUAUCCAUUUUAUAGUUAAUAUUGUGGGCCGUCUGCAAAAGAACUCGGUUCCUGUUCUCACUUAGCGGCUAUAAACAGUCGUUUCCUGCCCAGGCUCUCAAGAAAAAGUCAUGUUACAGAGAAACGGCAAUGCAUACACUCCUCGGUCUGUAAAGUUACAUCUUCACCUCUGACUGAUACUGGAGACUCCUUCCAUAUACAAUAUAUGUUUUUUUAUUCUGUUAAUGUGGAUCAUUUAUAUAGAAAUGCUACUGUAUAAGAAGAAGUUGUGUUUUUAUUGAAAAAAUUAUCAAUACCUUCUGACCAAUCAGAAUCCAGAAUUCUGCAGUGCUGUUGUAUUAGGCAUAAAUAACACACUGUCCAUUCAUCUAUUUAAAGAAAGGGCAAAAGGAGGCACAGACAUUGUUGUGGAACUGAAACCCAUAUCUUAAUGGUACCUUCCAUUGGAGGUGCAUUUUAACAGGCAUCAGAGCUACGCAUCGAUAAAUGAAUAAAUGGCAAGGCUUUUAUAGCUGUACAUCUGAAAUCCUCAGUGUCACUCUCCUUUGGUGUGAAAUGCCAGAAGGGAAACAUUAAAGCACUCAAAUCGCCAGUGAGAGUUUUUCCUAGGUGCAAAUGACUGCUGAUGAAUCAGAGCGGAGAGAUGCAAUAAGAUCAGAUUGCAGUUUCUGGAAUAGUGUGAUAUGAAACAGGGUGUCCUGAUCUUCGCGGAGGUGGAAAAUUGCUGCGUUAUCUCAUCCAUGCUGCAUCUCAGAAAUGAAACUGGAGCGAAAAAUACAGAGAAUUGCAAUGCAUAAUCAGUAUAUUAAAUGCAAUGUGUGUUGGAAAUACA
This is a messenger RNA of Pangasianodon hypophthalmus (striped catfish), 1892 nucleotides long. Its product is annotated as myosin light chain 1, cardiac muscle. The transcript has a single exon. Gene Ontology annotation, molecular function: calcium ion binding. The record is from RefSeq and is a predicted model, not a curated record. NCBI's taxonomy places the organism in Eukaryota, Metazoa, Chordata, Actinopteri, Siluriformes, Pangasiidae. Bases 109 to 726 code for a protein of 205 amino acids. Gene Ontology annotation, cellular component: myosin II complex.